Messenger RNA from Sorex araneus (European shrew), 5952 nucleotides. Its product is annotated as myosin-3. The record is from RefSeq and is a predicted model, not a curated record. The coding region runs from base 1 to 5829 and encodes 1942 amino acids. Gene Ontology annotation, molecular function: cytoskeletal motor activity; ATP binding; actin filament binding. Lineage: Eukaryota; Metazoa; Chordata; Mammalia; Eulipotyphla; Soricidae. The transcript is spliced from 40 exons. Gene Ontology annotation, cellular component: myosin complex.
AUGAGCAGUGACAGUGAAAUGGAAGUGUACGGCAUAGCUGCUCCCUUCCUCCGGAAAUCAGAAAAGGAAAGGAUCGAGGCUCAGAAUCAGCCUUUUGAUGCCAAAACCUACUGCUUUGUGGUUGAUGCAAAGGAAGAAUAUGUCAAGGGGAAAAUUAAGAAUACCCAGGAUGGAAAGGUGACGGUGGAAACGGAAGACAAUCGGACCCUGGUGGUCAAACCAGAAGAUGUUUAUGCAAUGAACCCACCCAAGUUUGACCGUAUCGAGGACAUGGCCAUGCUGACACACCUGAAUGAGCCAGCUGUUCUGUACAACCUCAAGGAGCGCUAUACCUCCUGGAUGAUCUAUACCUACUCUGGACUCUUCUGUGUCACCGUCAACCCCUACAAGUGGCUGCCGGUGUAUAACCCUGAGGUGGUAGAUGGCUACAGAGGCAAAAAGCGGCAGGAGGCCCCGCCCCACAUCUUCUCCAUCUCGGACAACGCCUAUCAGUUCAUGCUGACUGAUCGAGAAAACCAAUCAAUUCUGAUCACUGGAGAAUCUGGGGCAGGGAAAACUGUGAAUACCAAAAGGGUUAUUCAGUAUUUUGCAACAAUUGCAGCUACUGGAGACCUCGCCAAGAAAAAGGACUCCAAAAUGAAGAACAAGGGGACUCUGGAAGAUCAAAUUAUCAGUGCCAACCCAUUGCUGGAGGCCUUUGGGAAUGCCAAGACUGUGAGGAAUGACAACUCUUCACGCUUUGGAAAGUUUAUCCGAAUCCAUUUUGGCACCACUGGGAAGCUGGCCUCAGCAGAUAUUGAAACCUAUCUGCUGGAAAAAUCAAGGGUGACUUUCCAGUUGAAAGCUGAGAGAAGCUACCACAUCUUCUAUCAAAUCCUUUCCAACAAGAAGCCUGAGCUUAUAGAGCUGCUGCUUAUUACAACUAACCCUUAUGACUACCCAUUCAUUAGCCAGGGGGAAAUCCUGGUGGCCAGCAUCGAUGAUGCUGAGGAGCUAUUGGCUACAGAUAGUGCCAUUGACAUUCUGGGCUUCACCCCAGAAGAGAAAUCUGGACUCUACAAACUGACCGGGGCUGUGAUGCACUAUGGGAACAUGAAGUUCAAGCAGAAGCAGCGGGAAGAGCAGGCAGAGCCAGAUGGCACUGAAGUGGCUGACAAGACAGCCUACCUGAUGGGUCUGAACUCUUCAGACCUUUUGAAAGCUUUGUGCUUCCCGAGAGUGAAAGUUGGGAAUGAGUAUGUGACCAAAGGUCAAACUGUGGACCAGGUUCAUCAUGCCGUCAAUGCACUUUCCAAGUCUGUGUAUGAAAAAUUGUUCUUGUGGAUGGUCACUCGCAUCAACCAGCAACUGGACACAAAGCUGCCAAGACAGCACUUCAUUGGUGUUUUGGACAUUGCAGGCUUUGAGAUAUUUGAGUAUAACAGCCUGGAGCAGCUGUGCAUCAACUUCACCAACGAGAAACUGCAACAGUUUUUCAACCAUCACAUGUUCGUGCUGGAGCAGGAGGAGUACAAGAAGGAAGGCAUCGAGUGGACAUUCAUUGACUUUGGCAUGGACCUGGCUGCCUGCAUCGAGCUCAUCGAGAAGCCUAUGGGCAUCUUCUCCAUCCUGGAAGAGGAGUGCAUGUUCCCCAAGGCCUCAGACACCUCCUUCAAGAACAAGCUGUAUGACCAGCACCUGGGAAAGUCCAACAACUUCCAGAAGCCCAAAGUGGUUAAGGGGAAAGCCGAGGCCCACUUCUCACUGGUGCACUACGCUGGCACUGUGGACUACAGUGUCUCAGGUUGGCUGGAGAAGAACAAAGAUCCUCUGAAUGAGACUGUCGUCGGGCUGUACCAGAAGUCCUCCAACAGGCUCCUGGCACAUCUCUAUGCCACUUUCGCAACAACAGAUGCAGACAGUGGAAAGAAGAAAGUUGCCAAGAAAAAGGGUUCUUCUUUCCAAACUGUCUCUGCCCUUUUCAGGGAAAACCUGAAUAAAUUGAUGUCAAAUUUAAGAACCACCCAUCCCCACUUUGUGCGUUGUAUAAUUCCCAAUGAAAGCAAAACUCCAGGGGCUAUGGAACAUAGCCUUGUUCUCCAUCAGCUGCGGUGCAAUGGUGUCCUGGAGGGCAUUCGCAUUUGUAGGAAGGGAUUCCCAAAUCGGAUUCUGUAUGGGGAUUUUAAACAAAGAUACCGCGUGCUGAAUGCCAGUGCCAUCCCCGAAGGGCAGUUCAUCGACAGUAAAAAAGCCUGCGAAAAGCUACUGGCAUCCAUUGACAUCGACCACACUCAGUACAAAUUUGGGCAUACAAAGGUAUUUUUUAAGGCUGGAUUGCUAGGAGUCUUGGAAGAAAUGCGAGAUGAUCGACUGGCCAAACUGAUUACUCGGACACAAGCUGUGUGCAGAGGGUUUCUCAUGCGUGUGGAAUUCCAAAAGAUGGUGCAGAGAAGGGAGUCCAUCUUCUGCAUCCAGUACAAUAUUCGAUCAUUCAUGAAUGUCAAGCAUUGGCCCUGGAUGAAGCUGUAUUUCAAAAUAAAGCCUCUUCUCAAGAGCGCAGAAACUGAGAAGGAGAUGGCCACCAUGAAGGAAGAGUUCCAGAAAACCAGAGAUGAACUUGCCAAGUCAGAGGCAAAAAGGAAAGAGCUGGAGGAAAAGCUGGUCACUCUAGUACAAGAGAAGAAUGACCUGCAACUCCAAGUACAAGCUGAAAGUGAAAACUUGUUGGAUGCAGAGGAAAGAUGUGAUCAGCUGAUUAAAGCCAAAUUCCAACUAGAGGCCAAAAUCAAAGAGCUAACUGAGCGAGCUGAGGAUGAGGAAGAGAUCAACGCUGAGCUGACGGCCAAGAAGAGGAAGCUGGAGGAUGAAUGUUCAGAACUGAAGAAAGACAUAGAUGACCUUGAGCUGACACUGGCCAAGGUGGAGAAGGAGAAGCAUGCCACAGAGAACAAGGUUAAAAAUCUUAGUGAAGAACUUGCUGGGUUGGAUGAAACCAUUGAAAAGUUGACCAGGGAGAAGAAGGCCCUUCAGGAGGCUCACCAGCAGACCCUGGAUGACCUCCAAGCAGAAGAAGACAAAGUCAAUUCUUUGAGCAAAAUCAAGAGCAAGCUGGAACAGCAAGUUGAUGAUCUGGAAAGCUCCCUAGAACAAGAGAAGAAGCUUCGUGUAGACCUGGAAAGGAACAAGAGGAAACUUGAAGGAGAUUUGAAGCUUGCUCAAGAAUCCAUUUUAGAUCUUGAGAAUGAUAAGCAACAACUGGAUGAAAGACUUAAGAAGAAGGACUUUGAAUAUAGUCAACUGCAGAGCAAAAUGGAAGAUGAACAAACCUUGGGCCUCCAGUUUCAGAAGAAAAUCAAGGAGCUUCAGGCUCGAAUAGAGGAACUGGAAGAAGAGAUUGAGGCGGAGAGGGCUACCCGAGCCAAGACCGAGAAACAGCGGAGCGACUAUGCCCGGGAGCUGGAGGAGCUGACUGAGAGACUGGAGGAGGCAGGAGGUGUCACCUCCACCCAGAUUGAACUCAACAAGAAGCGGGAGGCAGAGUUCCUCAAGCUGCGGAGGGACCUGGAGGAAGUCACCCUGCAGCAUGAAGCCACGGUGGCUGCCUUGCGGAAGAAGCACGCAGACAGCGUGGCCGAGCUCGGGGAACAGAUAGACAACCUGCAGAGGGUCAAGCAGAAGCUGGAGAAGGAGAAGAGCGAGUUCAAGCUCGAGAUUGACGACCUCGCCAGUAACGUGGAGAGCGUGUCCAAAUCCAAGGCAAAUUUGGAGAAAAUAUGCAGAACCCUUGAAGAUCAAUUAAGUGAGGCCAGGGGCAAGAACGAGGAAAUUCAGAGGAGCAUGAGUGAAUUGGCCACGCAGAAGUCUCGUCUUCAGACUGAGGCUGGUGAGCUGAGUCGUCAGCUAGAAGAAAGGGAAAGCAUAGUAUCCCAACUUUCCAGAAGCAAGCAGGCAUUUACUCAACAAAUAGAAGAACUCAAGAGACAGUUAGAGGAAGAGAGUAAGGCCAAGAAUGCCCUGGCCCAUGCUCUUCAGUCCUCCCGCCACGACUGCGACCUGCUGCGGGAACAGUACGAGGAGGAGCAGGAGGCCAAGGCUGAGCUGCAGAGGGCAAUGUCCAAGGCCAACAGUGAGGUCGCCCAGUGGAGGACCAAGUAUGAGACGGAUGCCAUCCAGCGCACAGAGGAGCUGGAGGAGGCCAAGAAAAAACUUGCUCAGCGCCUUCAGGACUCAGAGGAACAGGUUGAGGCAGUGAAUGCUAAGUGCGCUUCCUUGGAGAAAACCAAGCAGAGACUGCAGGGAGAGGUCGAGGAUCUCAUGGUUGAUGUGGAAAGAGCCAACUCCCUGGCUGCUGCUCUGGACAAGAAGCAGAGGAACUUUGACAAGGUGUUAGCUGAAUGGAAAACCAAGUGUGAGGAGAGCCAGGCAGAGCUAGAGGCAUCUCUGAAGGAAUCCCGCACCUUAAGCACUGAGCUCUUCAAACUGAAAAACGCCUAUGAAGAAGCCUUAGAUCAACUCGAAACUGUGAAGCGGGAAAACAAGAACUUAGAACAGGAAAUAGCAGAUCUAACAGAACAAAUUACCGAAAAUGGUAAAACCAUUCAUGAACUGGAGAAAUCUCGAAAGCAGAUGGAACUGGAAAAGGCUGAUGUACAGCUGGCUCUUGAGGAAGCAGAGGCAGCUCUUGAGCACGAGGAGGCCAAGAUCCUCCGGAUCCAGCUUGAACUGACACAAGUGAAAUCAGAAAUUGAUAGAAAGAUAGCUGAAAAAGAUGAAGAGAUUGAGCAGCUGAAGAGGAACUACCAGAGGAUGGUAGAAACAAUGCAGAGCACGCUGGAUGCUGAGGUGCGGAGCAGGAAUGAAGCCAUCAGAAUCAAGAAGAAAAUGGAGGGGGAUCUGAAUGAAAUUGAGAUCCAGUUGAGCCACGCCAACCGCCAGGCUGCAGAGACCCUCAAGCACCUCAGGAGUGUCCAGGGACAGCUGAAGGACACCCAGCUCCACCUGGAUGAUGCUCUCCGGGGCCAGGAGGACCUGAAGGAGCAGCUGGCCAUUGUGGAGCGCAGAGCCAACCUGCUGCAGGCAGAGGUGGAGGAGCUGCGGGCGUCUCUGGAGCAGACGGAGAGAGCCCGGAAGCUGGCGGAACAGGAGCUUCUAGAUUCUAAUGAAAGAGUACAACUGCUACAUGCCCAGAACACCAGCCUCAUACACACCAAGAAGAAGCUGGAGACAGACCUCACGCAGCUUCAGAAUGAGGUUGAGGAUGCCAGCAGGGAUGCAAGGAAUGCCGAAGAGAAAGCUAAAAAGGCCAUCACAGAUGCGGCAAUGAUGGCUGAGGAGCUGAAGAAGGAGCAGGACACCAGCGCCCACCUGGAGCGGAUGAAGAAGAACAUGGAGCAGACAGUGAAGGACCUGCAGCACCGUCUGGAUGAGGCUGAGCAGCUGGCCCUGAAGGGCGGGAAGAAGCAGAUCCAGAAACUGGAGAUGCGGAUCCGAGAGCUGGAGUUUGAGCUUGAGGGGGAGCAAAAGAAGAACACUGAGUCUGUUAAGGGCCUGAGGAAAUAUGAGCGGCGGAUCAAGGAGUUGACUUACCAGAGUGAAGAGGAUAGGAAGAAUAUGCUGAGAUUACAGGAUCUGGUGGAUAAACUUCAAGUGAAAGUCAAGUCCUAUAAAAGGCAGGCUGAAGAGGCUGAUGAACAAGCCAAUGCUCAUCUCACGAAAUUCCGAAAAGCACAGCAUGAACUCGAAGAGGCUGAAGAACGUGCUGAUAUAGCAGAAUCUCAAGUCAAUAAACUUCGUGCUAAAACCCGAGACUUCACUUCCAGCAGGAUGGUGAUCCAUGAGAGUGAAGAAUGAGCAGUCCAUUUCUGGAACAGGACAGAAAAGAUACCAAGUGUAUUUUUUUCUUGGUUCCUGAUUAUUAUACCUAAUUUACACAGGAUUGCUGUUUAAAUGCAAUAAACUUUGCUUUAUUUUCAA